UAUUUUCAUUUUAAACUUUUUUCUUGCGAAUAAUAUACCUUGAGAUUUGGUAUAACUAUAAAUCUUUCGAAAAAAAUGGCCGAACAUUUCGAGCUUUCAGAGUUCCUCUCCUCUAACACCCCCACCCUUUUUCACCUAGAGGCUGAAAAAGAAAAAACAUCAUUGGGUCAGGUAAUCAGAUAUGGCGGUGAGAAUUACUUGGCGGGUUUCUCAACCCGUAAUAAAUUAGCUAUGAGAAAUGAUGAGGGGUCAACUUUAACUCUCAAAGUUGAGAUAGCGAAUCGUCGAGAUAUUCCAUUCGUGUCAUACGACAUAGAAGAAGCCAAAGAGAAUGUUAAUAAAAUCCCCCAUUAUGUUCUUCGAAUCUAUGGACAUCUCGUUAAUGGCCAGAAGGCAGUCGUCACCAUUACUAGUAUCAAGAUAUUUUUUGAUAUUCGCGUUCCUGAAAAUGCAAGUAUUCCUAAAUUCUGGUCCAAAAUAAAGCACUUACUCGCUACUAAAAAAGACAGCCAGGGGAAUAGAGUAAACAUGAAUCUGAUCUGAAGGGAGUGCAUAAAGGCAUAUCCUAUUCGUGGCUACCAUGCGGAAAAAAAGUCUUAUCUUCGCAUCAUUGCACCUAAUAAAGAUAUAAGGUUCACUGCUCUCAAUAUCAUUUCAAACUAUAAUUCGAAGGUCGAUCAAGAAAAUAGAAUAGAAACCGCUUCAGAUGAUACGGGCACAUAUUACCGUAAAGUCGCAAGAAAGUAUAGAAUACCACUUUCCGGAUGGGGUUAAUAAGCGACUACAAAUAUAAUUUCAGUGCACCUUAUUAUGCAAAAUCCCAACAUUGUCCG
Rhizophagus irregularis DAOM 181602=DAOM 197198 is the source of this 833-nucleotide messenger RNA. The record is from RefSeq and is a predicted model, not a curated record. NCBI's taxonomy places the organism in Eukaryota, Fungi, Glomeromycota, Glomeromycetes, Glomerales, Glomeraceae.